Molecule: messenger RNA, 1555 nt
Organism: Schistosoma turkestanicum
Lineage: Eukaryota; Metazoa; Platyhelminthes; Trematoda; Strigeidida; Schistosomatidae
Source: the annotation of a GenBank genome assembly
AUGUCUAUGAAUCAAAGUCAUUCUGCUAAUGGCAAUGGUGUUGUGCUAUUUUACGGAGAAAGGAUGUUAAUAUUUUACGAUGGAUGUGAUUUGAAACUUGACGGUCAGUGUCUUAAGUUUUCACAUGAGGGACGUUUGUACCUGACUUCACAUAGAGUGAUUUUUAUAAACAGAAAAUCAUCCGCAGGUUUACUUUCAUUCAGUAUGCCGUUUGUUAAUAUGAGAGAGGUUGAUAUUAAACAGCCUGUGUUUGGAGCGAAUCGUAUAGAGGGCAUAAUUACAGCUGAACCGAAUGGUGGUUGGCAGGGUGAAGCGAAAUUCUCGAUAACAUUCAAAAAAGGUGGUGCUAUUGAAUUCGGCACAACAUUAAUCGAAUUAGGCAAACGUGCAUGCUCUUCAAAACAACAAUUCAAACCGCCAAAUUCAUAUUCAUCUGUUGCAGAUAUGAAUGGUGCUGGCCAAUAUUAUGCUUGUCCACCACCAGCUUAUUCUGCACCUUAUAACGAUCCAUACUAUGGAUUUGUACGACCACAUGAAGCAUUCACUGUACCCCAAGCGGAAACACUCUACCAAGUCAGAGCCCCACCUCCGUACCCCGGUGCUACGCCUACUACAAUGACUAGUGAUUUCGGACCUACGGGUACUAGUCAGUACGCACCUUCAUAUCCAACUACUAACUCAUCAUAUGGAGCAAACAACGCUGCUGCUCUACAACCAAAUGCUCCAAAUUAUCCAGGCAGUGUGCCAUCUUGUCCAGGCAUUGCGCCACCUUAUCCAGGCAGUGUUCCAUCUUAUCCGGGCAGUGUGCCAUCUUGUCCAGGCAUUGCGCCACCUUAUCCAGGCAGCGUGCCAUCUUGUUCAGGCAGUGUUCCAUCUUAUCCGGGCAGUGUGCCAUCUUGUCCAGGCAUUGCGCCACCUUAUCCAGGCAGUGUGCCAUCUUGUUCAGGCAGUGUUCCAUCUUAUCCGGGCAGUGUGCCAUCUUAUCCAGGCAUUGCGCCACCUUAUCCAGGCAGUGUGCCAUCUUAUCCAGGCAGUGUCCCAUCUUAUCCGGGCAGUGUGCCAUCUUAUCCAGGAAUUGCGCCACCUUUUCCAGGCAGUGUGCCAUCUUGUUCAGGCAGUGUUCCAUCUUAUCCAGACAGUGUGCCAUCUUAUCCAGGCAUUGCGCCACCUUAUCCAGGCAGUGUGCCUUCUUAUCCAGGCAGUGCAACAUCUUAUUCAGCCAAUACUUAAGCUAACCACAACCAACCCUCUCCCUAUCCAACUGAUAACUACGGUCAACUGCAAAACUCUUCCAAGAAAAAUCAGUGAUUGACUUUGGCUUUAUUUACUUCAUUUUUCUGUGUUGGGGCAAACGACAUCAUUUAAUCGCUAUUAAGAAAUUGUGCUAAUAUAUUUGCCAUAUUCCUUAACAGUUUCUUGGUUCAGAAACUUUCCAGCAUAAUGUGAUAAUUGCUUUCUUUUGAAUCUUUGUUUGAACAUACUUGUUCUUCGAUUUUCCGGAAGACAUAUGUUUUGGUCACUUUUUCCUAAUCUAAAUAAAUUGUCUUAUAUUUGA